GUCCAACCAAAGCAGCUGGUGAGCGGUAAACCCACAGACCGAUCGAGAGUCGAGACACCACGCGCGCGCAUGGCGAGGCCGGCGUGGAGCUCGCUCUUCGGCUGCUUCAGCUCCCACGGCGGCUGGAAGAAGAAGAAGAAGGGCGGCGGCAAGAGCAAGAACAAGAACAAGAAGGUGGGGGCGGCGGCGGGGAGCAGCGGUGGCAAGCCGCGGUCGCUGCAGAGACGGAUGUCGUUCUCGGAGCUGAGCGGGAUGGUGUCGCCGGAGGACCUGUCGCUGUCGCUGGUCGGCUCCAACCUGCACGUCUUCACCAUCGCCGACCUGCGCGCCGUCACCAGGGACUUCUCCACGACCAACUUCAUCGGCGAGGGCGGCUUCGGCCCCGUCUACAAGGGCUACGUCGACGAGAAGGUCAAGCCUGGACUGCGCGCGCAGCCCGUCGCCGUCAAGCUGCUCGACCUCGAGGGCGGACAAGGCCACAACGAAUGGCUGACCGAAGUCUUUUUUUUGGGGCAGUUGAGGCACCCUCACCUCGUCAAACUGAUCGGCUAUUGCUACGAAGACGAGCACAGGCUUCUCGUCUACGAGUUCAUGACGAGGGGCAGCUUGGAGAAACAUCUCUUCAAAAAAUACGCGGCGUCGUUGCAGUGGUCAACACGGUUGAAGAUCGCCAUUGGCGCUGCCAAAGGAUUGGUCUUCCUCCAUGAAGCCGAGAAGCCGGUCAUCUACCGGGACUUCAAGACCUCCAACAUCCUGCUAGACUCGGAUUACAAAGCCAAGUUGUCAGAUUUCGGGCUAGCCAUGGACGGGCCGGAAGAAGGCGAGACGCACAUCUCGACGCGUGUCAUGGGCACGCAGGGCUACGCCGCUCCAGAGUACAUCAUGACAGGUCACUUGACGGCGAAGAGCGACGUGUACGGCUUCGGCGUGGUGCUGCUGGAGCUGCUGACGGGUCGCAGGUCGGUGGACAAGAGCCGGCCCCCGCGGGAGCAGAGCCUGGUGGAGUGGGCGCGCCCGUACCUGACGGACGCCCGCAGGCUGGACCGCGUCAUGGACCCGAGCCUGGCGGGGCAGUACUCGAGCCGGGCCGCGCACAAGGCCGCGGCGGUGGCGCACCAGUGCGUCAGCCUCAACCCCAAGUCCCGCCCGCACAUGUCCGCCGUCGUCGAGGCGCUCGAGCCGCUCCUGGCGCUCGACGACUGCCUCGUCGGGCCCUUCGUGUACAUCGCGCCGCCAGACGACAACGGCGAUGAAGGCAAGGUAGGCUCCGCCGGCAGACGAGGUCGUAGGAGGAGGUCAGAAGGCUCGGCGGCGGCCGUGGUGCGGCCGGAGUGACCGAGAUGAUAUACGUUUGCGUGCCCGUCCGUGGACGUCGCGCGCUACCGGCUGGCUACCGAUCAAACAAGCAAACAGUUACUCGGUGAAAUGGUGGUGACGCUGAAGCAGGGCCGUGUUUGGCAUGAAAUGCGAAAAGGUUUUGUUUUGAAGCUUGUACAUAGGGGCAUCUCAAACGUACGUACAUGAGGAUGCACAUCACUAUUUGACGUUUACUUAAUAACAUUCUUCAGAGUUUGAUCAAAUACAUGGCUAGUGGAGUAUGAAAUGGAUAUGCUAAGUUUUCCGUA
This is a messenger RNA of Phragmites australis (common reed), 1625 nucleotides long. Its product is annotated as serine/threonine-protein kinase RIPK-like. The transcript has 5 exons. The record is from RefSeq and is a predicted model, not a curated record. Bases 70 to 1335 code for a protein of 421 amino acids. Gene Ontology annotation, biological process: protein phosphorylation. Gene Ontology annotation, molecular function: ATP binding; protein kinase activity. NCBI's taxonomy places the organism in Eukaryota, Viridiplantae, Streptophyta, Magnoliopsida, Poales, Poaceae.